Perkinsus marinus ATCC 50983 is the source of this 168-nucleotide messenger RNA. RefSeq lists its product as hypothetical. The transcript has a single exon. The record is from RefSeq and is a predicted model, not a curated record. NCBI's taxonomy places the organism in Eukaryota, Perkinsozoa, Perkinsida, Perkinsidae. The annotation marks the transcript as partial.
GACCCCCGCCAGGUGAACAUGCUUAUCAUAAGAGGCAUGACAUUAGUAGUAUUGUUGGUACGUCUUGGUAUCAAGAAAGUAGAUGAUAUGACCCCACCACCAGGACUAAUCUCUUCGACGACAAGCACUGACAACAACUCCAACAAGAAAACUACGACCAAGAAGUGA